UGUUUCUCAUGGAGCCAGAUAACGCAGUAUCAAGCUCUUUCUGAAGACAUUUGACAAACUCUAAAGACAUUCAUCACAAGAUGCCAGAACAGACUGAGCUCAUUCACACCUUCAAUGGCAUUCCAUUUUCUACAAGAGUAUCAAAAGAGCUCCUUCAGUCCCUGGACACCUUUGAAGCCAGAGAAGACGACGUGUUAUUAGUUUCCUAUCCAAAAUCAGGCACGCACUGGCUUACAGAGAUUAUGAAGAAUCUGUACCACAGCCACAAUGAAGACAAUGGGGUUAGCAAAGUGACACUGACAUCACCUCUGGAGUUCGGAGAGCUCUCCAAGUUCGAUGAGCUGAGAAACCUCCCCAACAAGAGGCUCAUCCCAACACACCUCAACUAUGAAAUGAUCCCAGUGCAGUUCAAAACGAAAAAAUGCAAGAUGAUUUAUGUGAUCAGAAAUCCUAAGGACACCGCUGUUUCAUUGUACCAUUAUUACAAGCAGAACCCCAAUCUGCCCAAGAUUGAGAAAUGGUCCACCUUUUUAGAAAUGUUCUUGAAAGGAGAAGUUGUGUGCGGUUCCUGGAUUGACCAUGUCCUUAGCUGGGAAAAGAGUAAAACUGAUGAAAAUGUCCUUGUUCUGUACUACGAGUCCUUAAAGGAGGAUCUUCCAAAAUAUGUCAAGGAGAUCAGCACAUUUUUGGGCAUCAAUGUCACUGAAGAGCAAGUCAAAGACAUUUCAAAGAAAUCUUCCUUCAGUGAAAUGAAGGAAAAGGCAGAGAAGGAGAAAGUGAAUCCAAACCACACGGUCUGUGUACUGACUUCCAACAAGAAGCUGAUAUUUAGGAAAGGUACUGUUGGUGACUGGAAAAAUCAUUUCACUUCCAAGCAGAAUGCCAGGUUUGAUGAGCUGUUCAAUGAAAAAAUCAACUCCAGUGAAUUAGCAAGACGUGUGGAAUAUGAGAGUUAGAAUAUAAAGAGCAAUGGCACACUUAUUGUUGUCUUGUCAAAACUGACUCCCUUGUUAUUGGGUGAAAUCUGUAACUCAUGGCACUUUUUGCUGGGAAGACUUUGAUUCACUUUGUUGUGGUAAAUCAAAAGGAAAAUAUUUUUGUAUUAAAUGUAUAAAUGUACUUUCUUAAAAUAAUAUGUAUUUAUUUAUUUAUUUUAUUAUUUGUGUAUGUGCUUGGAAUUGUUUUCUCUGUUCAGUGGUUAUUUUCUGCACAGCAUUAAUGUGUAAAUAGAUGUUAAAUUCUUGCACACAAUAAAGAUUUACAAACUACAGAA
Messenger RNA from Acipenser ruthenus (sterlet), 1273 nucleotides. Its product is annotated as sulfotransferase 6B1-like. Gene Ontology annotation, biological process: sulfation. The record is from RefSeq and is a predicted model, not a curated record. Gene Ontology annotation, molecular function: sulfotransferase activity. The transcript has 6 exons. Lineage: Eukaryota; Metazoa; Chordata; Actinopteri; Acipenseriformes; Acipenseridae. Bases 81 to 956 code for a protein of 291 amino acids. Gene Ontology annotation, cellular component: cytoplasm.